GUGCUUUCCAUCCAUGUUACUAUGAGUGACGCAGAGUACGAAGUCGAGUCUGUGUCAAAGGCGCGCGUGGAUGCGAAGCGGGGCAAAAAAAUUAUAUGGAAAUAUUAUGUCAAAUGGAAAGGAUAUAGCUGGGAUGAUAGCACUUGGGAACCCGAAAAAUCUUUUACAGCUGGCUCAAAGCAUUUCCUCAAGACGUUCUGGACGCACGCUUUGACCCGCGGUAGAGAGCAUACGAACCCACAGCUUUUUGAGAAAGGAGAGGAGGUUCAUGUUUCGGGCUUUCCUGGGGCGAGUCCGCGUCUUGAAAAUAGAUCCAAUCGGGACAACCUACAAGGACCGUCUGAGACAUUCGAAAAUGAUGCCUCCGAUGAUGAACCCUUGACCACGAAGAAGCGGCGCAGACGUACAAAACCUGCGGGAGAGCCAAAGGCAAAGCGGAAGCGCGAGUCAGAACCUGGCACUGCUGGCAAUGCCCCCGCUCAACGAACGAGGGCAUUUGGGCCCAAAAGCAAGGCCAAGUUAUCACCGCCAGCGAAACAAAGGCGUGCUUCAUCACCAGGCCACCGUAAAGUUGAGGGCACGCGCCAGUUUUCCCUAACUAAACUGACCGAUACGGACGCUGAAGGGGAGCUCGACAUGGAUGUCUUUGGAGAAGCGGAAGUGGAAGAAGAGCUGAUGCAGAUGAGCCCUGAUGACCCUGAUGCUCGGGAUAUCCCCAACUCCCAUUCUGAUCCUGUCAAAGUCAAUGGGACGAUCGUGGAGUUCGAGGACCUUCCAAGCUACUCUCCGGAUAUCCAGGACACCAUCGAAGUCAGUCAAGUAAUAGCUGAAGAUGGACUUCUUUCGGUCGACGAGGGACGUAGCUCACCUGACCCCCUUUUUGAUUCUAUUUCGCAAUCAGGGAACGACGAAGGAUCUCGUUCUCCCGCUGAGCCAGCGGUACCUUUUCACCGUGCUCGAGCGGCUAAUCCUUUGGUCAAGUUCAUCGAUACUGCUCCGCUGAUGGAUAAGGCUUCGGGGGUUGUCAACCCCGCAAAGACACGCUUGAUUUCUGGCCAGCCUUCGAGCUCAUCUCGGGAUAGCGGUAGUAACGCAUCCCAAAAGGCACGACCAAAACCUGGUCCUGGUGGACGUACCUCGGCUUCCCGGGGCAAAAAUCGAAGCUCUUUGUUGACAGCUGUGAAGGGUGGCCUAACCAGCGUGAAGGGUCGCUUCGGGCCGGCAAAGGAUGUAAGGGAAGAACCAGAACCAAUUGAAGAUGCGCCAGCGCCGUCUCAUCUUACAGAGCACGAAUUUGCCAUUACAUCCUGGAGUGAUGAAGAUGCAGCGGGCGAGACAGAUCACGAGCAUCUAGCAACGGCACCCUUAACUGACCAGAUGGCGCCUGCGUCCAAUCAUGCACCUGCCCCUAUCCCAGUUCCCUCCGGUCAGGAAUUGUUAGAGAUAGCAGGUUUGAAGUCGGAUGCAGCCGCGCUGCCUGACUUCGAAGAUGAAGCGAAUGUCGAACGGCCGCCUCAACUCACGAAUGCCACCUCGGUAGACACUCUCGCUGAUGACGUUCCUACCGAAGAUGCAGCCUCCCCGGCUACCAUGACCGUGGAAGAUGAAGCGGCACGAAAAAGUCUUGCAGAAGCUAAAGAGCAGCUGUUCCCCUCUGUACAGGCCACGGCUUCGGUGACGUCCAUUUCAAGCUCAUCAUGGAAGACGUCAAAAGACAACACUAUCUUUGGACCAAUGUAUAAGCUACAGGAACCAGCUCAAGGACCUAAAGUCAACGAAUCUAUUCCCACAUUCAAGCUCAUUCUGAAUGCGAAUGUGCCCGUUCCACUCGUGUUGAAAGAUUCAAACAACAUGAAAGGAGUUUCAUUUACGGAUAUAUACGCUGACAAGUCGCUCGACGGUCGAGCGGGGACGUUCUAUCUGUUAGAAGAUGCGGUCAAAAUCGUCAGCACUUUCUCAGGCCUCGGCAGCGCUAGGGUUGUACCUGCCUCCUCCGCGGACGAUGGCCACAGGACGCAAUUUGACGUAUUUCAACAACGUCUGCAUUCAGGCCAGAUGUUUGUUACCAAGGCUGGGAAAGAGUUGCUCGUCUUUUUUAGCUCGCAGAAUGCCGAGAUCUCAGCGAAGCUUAAUCCGCCACAAGUACUGAUCGGUCUUGCAAACACAGUGCUCCUCAUGCGCGUCCAGAUCACUGACAGUACUGGAUAUGCGAAUGCUGUCAUGCAAAUCACCGCAAUGUAAUUUCUACUAAUCACGAUUUCCAAUCUACACAAUUGUUUUUGACAUACUUUACGUAGUUACUUGACCAGUGGCUACGACCAUUUUCAUAUAUGUAUUGCAGUUUGCACGUUACACUUAGUGAAAAGUCAUCAGCGCCGAAGAGUUCCAGCAGAAUCUGAACGCUCAGUGCUGGAAUCGGCUCGCAAUGGCACAUUUGAUGAAGGAC
Suillus clintonianus is the source of this 2446-nucleotide messenger RNA. RefSeq lists its product as uncharacterized. Gene Ontology annotation, biological process: negative regulation of transcription by RNA polymerase II; chromatin organization. Gene Ontology annotation, molecular function: chromatin binding. The transcript has 10 exons. Bases 22 to 2241 code for a protein of 739 amino acids. Lineage: Eukaryota; Fungi; Basidiomycota; Agaricomycetes; Boletales; Suillaceae. The record is from RefSeq and is a predicted model, not a curated record. Gene Ontology annotation, cellular component: pericentric heterochromatin.